Messenger RNA from Brassica oleracea var. oleracea, 1135 nucleotides. Its product is annotated as 30S ribosomal protein S5, chloroplastic. Bases 66 to 974 code for a protein of 302 amino acids. Gene Ontology annotation, cellular component: ribosome; mitochondrial small ribosomal subunit. Gene Ontology annotation, molecular function: structural constituent of ribosome; RNA binding. Gene Ontology annotation, biological process: translation. The record is from RefSeq and is a predicted model, not a curated record. Lineage: Eukaryota; Viridiplantae; Streptophyta; Magnoliopsida; Brassicales; Brassicaceae. The transcript is spliced from 2 exons.
UCUUCUUCUACUGCUACGGAUAAGCCUCUCUUCUUCACUCUCUGCUUCCCUCAUCCCUCAUUCCAAUGGCGACAACUUCAGCUCUCUCCUCUCUUUUCUCUCUCUCCCUCCACACCCCAACCUCUCGCAUCACCUCCUCGAGACCCACCAUCUCCUUCUCCUUCCUCAAACGACCCACAACCCUCACCACCCUCAAAGCCUCCUCCUCCUCAGACCAAUCCGAGACCAUCUUCUUCGAGGACCAAAACCCCGAGAUAACCGCCAACGCCGUCUUCGACCCGCCUUCCCCUCCCGAGGGCUUCGUCCCCGCGCCGUACUUCGACGAAGGCGCCGACGAGACGGAGGCCGAGAUCGCCACGGCCUACGAGGAGCUCUACGGGCCCGCGUACAGCGGGGAGAGCAUGCUCGGGAAGGACGUUAACGUGAUGGACUCGAAGAUGAAGAAAGGCGGAGGAGGGAUCGGUGGGCAGAAGCCGAAGAAGGAGAAGAUUAGGGAUGGGUUCGAGGAGAGGGUUGUGCAGGUGAGGAGGGUGACUAAGGUUGUGAAAGGAGGGAAGCAGUUGAAGUUUAGGGCGAUUGUUGUUGUCGGGGAUAAGCAAGGGAAUGUCGGAGUUGGUUGUGCUAAGGCUAAGGAGGUUGUCGCGGCUGUUCAGAAGAGUGCUAUUGAUGCUAGGAGGAACAUUGUUCAAGUGCCUAUGACUAAGUAUCUUACGUUCCCUCACAGAUCGGAGGGAGAUUACGGAGCAGCGAAGGUGAUGCUUAGACCAGCUUCACCGGGUACGGGUGUGAUUGCUGGAGGAGCGGUUAGGAUAGUGCUAGAGAUGGCAGGAGUUGAGAACGCUUUGGGGAAACAGCUGGGAAGCAACAAUGCACUCAACAACGCGAGAGCGACUCUUGCAGCAGUUCAACAGAUGAGACAGUUCAAGGAUGUUGCUCUCGAGCGUGGAAUCCCCAUGGAAGAGCUCUGGAAGUGAAAGAAACUCAGUCUUCUUCCCUUUUUUUAUAACAUUUUCACCCCUCUUUGUUUUUCUGAUGUUGAAAUGAGAUUCUUGUAAAAUCAAGAGGCGUGCUGUAAUUCCCUGAGAAAACAUGUUUAUUUUGAAAUAUCAAUCAUUUCUUCUUCGUUUAAAGUUCA